Messenger RNA from Diospyros lotus (date-plum), 2011 nucleotides. RefSeq lists its product as uncharacterized. The record is from RefSeq and is a predicted model, not a curated record. Bases 184 to 1446 code for a protein of 420 amino acids. NCBI's taxonomy places the organism in Eukaryota, Viridiplantae, Streptophyta, Magnoliopsida, Ericales, Ebenaceae. The transcript is spliced from 5 exons.
UACGGCUCUGCUCGACCUAUAUAAGAGAGUUCUAUAUAUAAUUCCAUGGGAACUCAGUUGGCCUCUGGAUCAUCGCCCCGUUGUAGGUCUAUCAAUUUGAUUUUUGAUAUUUGAUUUCUUUCUCAUCUGGGUUUGCUGUUUCUUCCCUCAACUUGUUCAUAAUUUGGCAUCAACAGGAAAAAAAUGUCAACUUGUUUGCAAAUUUGGUCAUGUUGGUUAGUGACUCUACUGGUGGCUUUAACCCUUCCGAGUUCACAAGCUCAUGUAAAGAAUGAAAAUGGUUUGAAAACUUCUGUCUUUUUAUCACCUAAGUUUGAACUUGGACCGGGAUCAGUGGUGAACAAAUUCUACUACGACAUUGACUUUCCAAGAGGUCAUAUUGCUCUCAAGAGUUUCAAUGCAGAAGUAGUUGAUGAGGCUGGAAACUCUAUCCCCCUUCAUGAAACUUAUCUUCACCACUGGGUUACAUUCAGAUACCAUCAUCGUAAAGGUGUUGAAGUUCCUAAAUACAAUGGCAACCUGGGUUUUCACCAGUCCGAUAUUCUCAUGGUGAGAAAUUCUGGACCAUGUGCGAAUGGUCUUGGGCAAUAUUUUGGCCUUGGAUCUGAAACAAGAAGAACAGCCACACAAGUGCCCGAUCCUUAUGGUAUAGAAGUUGGUAAUCCAGCUGAAAUUCCUCCUGGAUAUGAGGAGAGAUGGAUGAUGAAUGUCCAUGCAAUUGACACAAGGGACGUAGAAGAUAAGUUGGGAUGUACAGAGUGCAGGUGUGAUCUCUAUAAUGUCACAAUAGAUGAAUAUGGUCGUCCUUUAAGGCCAGGUUACAUAGGUGGCUUGAAAUGCUGCCAUGAUGAGACACAAUGCAGGCUUAGAGAGGGCUUUGAGGGUGCCAGGAGAGGCCUUUACAUGAGAUAUACAGUUAAAUGGGUUGAUUGGGAUACUUCCAUUGUGCCUGUUAAAAUUUAUAUUUUUGAUGUGACUGAUAUGUGGAAAAAAUUGGAUUCUGGAUCGGGUAAUAAACAUUUUUGCCUGGUUGAGUAUGAUGUUGUAUCUUGCUCGUCAACAGAUUUAACUAAUGAUAGCUGCACUGACACCAGGAGAGUAAGCCUGGCUAUGCCAAAAGGCGGUACUGUUGUCUAUGCUGUUGCACACCAGCACACAGGAGGAAUUGGUUCAACUCUUUAUGGAGAGGAUGGACGGAUCAUAUGCUCUUCAAUACCAACUUAUGGAGAUGGGAUUGAAGCAGGAAAUGAGAGUGGUUAUAUUGUUGGAAUGUCCACCUGUUAUCCUCGUGCAAACUCUGUAAAGAUAUCUGAUGGGGAGACUCUCGUCUUGGAAUCUAAUUACAGUAGGAAGCAGAGGCAUACUGGAGUCAUGGGACUGUUCUACCUUUUGGUUGCCGAUGCAGAACCGAAGCCCAAUUCUUCUCUUCAUGUUCCAUCUGAGUGAUGCACCUGUCAUAGCACUGAUGGGGACACACUGGAUAAUUGCAACCGUGAGGCUUUCGAGGCGACUUACUCUCAUUUGUGUGUAUUUUGAGUCAUUGAGCCGCAAUGUCAGCUGAUUCAAUUUCCCUGAAGUUGUUAGCAGAAUAAGGAUUUCAACUUCCAAUAGAAUAAGUGACCCAUGGUCCCAAUAAAUCUGCUUUGUCUUCUACACUAACAAUUCACUGCUGAAUGAUCAAAAUAAGAGAAAGCUGUUUGAGAAGGCAAUAACAUUGUUGAGCCUGUUUGAACGGGGUGGCCCGUACCCUGGGGGCUGUUAUGUUAGUUGAAUAUUGGGCCAAUGUAAUAGGUUGUAGGCCUUGAUUAGUAGGUUGUAGGCCUUGUGUAAAUAAAGGCCCACAAUAAGCAUAGCUGGAGGAAUGUUCCAGCAUGCUACUGGGCAAGUUGUUAAACGAGUGGGUGGGAUAACCAUUUUUGGCAUCCAUUUAGGCCAUAGAUCAGUAUAAAAGCAACUGAUCUAAGCCUACCCCACAUGUUGAAUGAAAUUUGAAAAUUAGUUUCCCUCUCAA